Messenger RNA from Truncatella angustata, 1095 nucleotides. RefSeq lists its product as uncharacterized. The transcript has 4 exons. NCBI's taxonomy places the organism in Eukaryota, Fungi, Ascomycota, Sordariomycetes, Amphisphaeriales, Sporocadaceae. The record is from RefSeq and is a predicted model, not a curated record. Bases 1 to 1095 code for a protein of 364 amino acids.
AUGGGCAAAACCUCAAUCGAGUACCUCUUCUCGGAGAAGCGGGCCGUGAAGAAGACCCAGGAGUGGGCGGACAUCCUGCGCACAGGCAAGGAGAAGUACGCCAACUGCCGGGUGGUGUCCUUCUCGCGCGUCAAGAACCUGAACUCGGAGUGGAAGCACGAGUACGUGCAGUUCAUCGUGGAGGAGGAGACGACGCGGGACCGGGCCCGCGUCUACGCCGAGCGCGGCAACGAGGUCGACCUCGACUGGGUCACGUUCGGGCCUGCCGAGACGCCCGAGGGCGGCAGCAAGGGUAGCGACGACCUGCCGCUGCCCCUGGCGUCUCUGGUCUUCGGGGGCGGGUCCGGCGAGGACGUCGACAGGAGGCCGACCGUCCUGCAGAUUGCUGAGAUCCUCGCGGCUACCACCCUUGUUGGUGGCGCGUACGAGUUUUACGGCCACAGCUGUUUCUGGUAUGCAUACACCACGUAUGAUGCCGUGAAGAGGCAGUUCGGGUCCAUGGCGAAGGAGAAGUCGUGGAGGUGGAUAGAUGUCGGCGGGGCUGGAAAUGCCGGGGUCAAAGAUGCGAUGGGCCUGGGUUGGACGACUCUGUUCAAAUUCUACUACGUCGGCGAUGCUAAGAAGUUCAAGAAGGAACGAGAGACCAAGAUGGACUUCUUCGACAACGAACAGCGAGAGAUAGUGGACUCUCAGUAUUUCGUGGAUCAAGUUGCUUCGAACCUAACGAAACAGGAGUAUCGAAGUACCUAUAUUGACGCCAUGCAAGCUCAAGGAAUUGAGUUCACUGAGACCCAGAUCCAAGAUCUGCUCCAAGCUAGCGAAGAGAUUGCCAAGAAGCAGACCGGAGGAAAUGAGGACUGGACUAAGGAGUUCGACGAGUUGAAUGCGAGACUGGUCAAGCAAGUCCUCGCAGAUCCAGAUGCAGAGGAGUACCGCAAGGCCUACCAGAGUUACCAUGUCCCGGCCGAGCUGGGAGAUCAGGAUUUGGACAAGGUGCCAAGGGCACCAACUAAGACGGCCGCUGUAGCUAAGACUGCAGAGGCCUUGGAGCUUGUUGUCGGCCGGAUUCUCCUGGAAGUAUCGAAACAGCAAUAA